AUGGUUGCUCAAGACGUCAUAGUUAGCCCUGUUGACGAUGGUCGAUCAAUCAACAAAGCAGUUAUUUCCUACCGUGAGGACUUUUUAACAUUUUGGGCACAAUUGCGCAUAAAAGUUGAAGGUUUGUUGGGUAUACUGCGGUUUUUGGAAGACUAUAGGUCAUCGAUAGUAGUAUGUGGUGCACCGUUGUUCAGCCUUCCGAUCCUCUUCUGUUUUCCAGAGCAUCAGAAGCAAGCCCAAUGCGGAUACGUGGUUUCGAUCAUGGGCUUGUAUUGGAUGUUCGAGGUCUUACCCCUUGCCAUCACUGCUCUGAUUCCCAUGGUAGCUUUUCCAUUCUUUGAAAUAAUGAAAAGUGAUGAUGUUGCACAAGCAUAUCUCCCAGACACAUCUUUUCUAUUCAUUGGCGGACUAAUGGUGGCAGUUGCCGUGGAAAAGUCUGAUCUCCACACCAGAAUUGCUUUGUUCGUUUUGAGAAUUGUAGGAUCUCGUCCAAAGUGGAUAAUGGCUGGUUUUAUGGCAGUUACUGGAUUUUUAAGUAUGUGGAUAUCGAAUACAGCUACAGCAGCUCUUAUGGUGCCUAUAGUUCAGUCUGUGAUUACUGAGCUAGUGGCAAAUCACAGGCAU
Strongylus vulgaris is the source of this 624-nucleotide messenger RNA. Lineage: Eukaryota; Metazoa; Nematoda; Chromadorea; Rhabditida; Strongylidae. The record is from the annotation of a GenBank genome assembly.